Molecule: messenger RNA, 4992 nt
Organism: Phytophthora sojae
Lineage: Eukaryota; Oomycota; Peronosporomycetes; Peronosporales; Peronosporaceae
Exons: 3
Coding region: 1-4992 (1663 amino acids)
Cellular component (GO): cytoplasm
Molecular function (GO): protein binding
Source: RefSeq, a predicted model, not a curated record
AUGGUGCGCAAAACCGCGUCCUGGAGGACACUAGUGGACACCAAGAGCGUCCGCCAGCAGCACCGAGCGUCCGGGAAGGACGUGGUUGUUCCCCUCGUGCUCUGGAACGAGCCGCCGCAGGUGGAAGUGUCCUCCUUGCACGUCCUCCAACUGCCGGCGUCGCAGCCGAGCCAGAACUCGUCCACGUUGGUCACCGAGGAGAACAGAGAGGUGAACAAUGAGGAGGAGGACACUCUGGAGGACACUCGCACCCAGCUGUGCGUCUUCGCCGGCACGCUGGACGGCGUCGUGCUCUACUGGCGCUUCGAGCAGGACGGCUCCGUGGCGCAGGUCAACAUGCUGCUCUUCCCGGGCAGCGAGGGCUGCGGCCAGCCCGUCGUGGGGGUCGUCAGUGGCACGGACGAGUGGGGGCAGAGCACGCUCAUCUCAGCCACGCGCGACGGCGCGCUCGCUCGCUGGCAGCUCCCCAACGGCGCCUGUGCCGAGGCCAACGCGUCGCUGGCCAAGGAGCUGGCGCCGCUGCUGGGGCUCGAGAUGCUGUGCAACAGGAGGUUCGCGGUCGUGGUAAGCGAGGAGUCGAGGCUCAUGGUGCUGGAUACGUGGCGGAUGCAGCUGCUGUACUGUAUGGACACUGCGCAGGAGCAGAUUCGACGCAGCAUCGCAGUGGGCGAGCUGCAGAUGCCACGACCCAGAUCGCCGAGGCCGAAGCUGGUUAGAUCAAGCAGUGGAUCAGGGAUCGACACAGGGUAUGGACCGACAACUGAGCUGGUGCUUGAUCACCCACUGAUCAGCGGACGGAUAUCUCCCUCCAGGUCGUCGCUAGCUGGUGGAUCGCCGGAAUCGAGGCGAGCUGCUACCUUUCUGCCGUCGAAUACUGUAGAGCAGCAUCAGCAGCGGUGGGAUGCGAUGGUGCUUUCUCUGGGGGCUGAGGGACUAGUGAAGUGCUUUUUGUGGACGCAGCCCCGAGGAUCAACUAGUGGAACGCCAUUCGGCGUAAGUGAGGGCGGUGGAUCAGCCAGUGUGGCGUGGGGAUUUCGGUGGGUGCAGCGGAGCAGUUGGGUCAUUUCGUGGGCUGAUCAGGCAGAAGACAUCACCUGCUCGCAAAGUACGUCGCUGAAAGAUGGGGAUAAUAUGAACCCGCAGACGGCGCUCAUGGGGUCGAUCAAGAGCAGCUACUUCCCGCUGUCAGUGCACGUGUCGCCAGACUCGUCGCUCGUGCUUCUCAUUUGGAAGACCAAGUUUGUAAUACUCAAGCGGAAAUGGCUGUGUCCGUUAGAGAUACGCAGUGACGGCCAGCCAAGCAAUGAAUCUUUUUCGAAGACGAGACCAAACACAGGCGUCGGAAGUUGCCGAAUCUCGCCGGUGGAGUUUGUGCGCCAGGCAGCAACGACCUACGGCAGCAAAUAUCUCACUUCCUGCAGCACUGGUGUCGGUUGCGGAGCGGUACAUUGGGAGAACGGCGAGUUUCUGGAAGACGGGAAUGUCAUUUUGUGGACCAACACGGGCCAUGUUUUCCAGUUCAUGACGAGUGAAUCGUCCACGGAAACGGCUGGCAAGUUUUUCAUAUUUACGAAGGACCAAGACCAGUUAGUACCGCGUUCCGAUUCGAAGGCUCUGCGUAUUAUUGACAAGGCGAUGUACAUCACCUCAAUGGAUCGAUGCAAGUGCUGCGAUCUCCUGGUGCACAAGGACAGCUGCUUGCAGACGAAGCCCCGUCGUUCAAGUAUUUCUCGACCAGGGCGAAGGCAGCAAGCUGGGUUCACGUCAUGUAUCAAGACAUCGUCAUCACUUUCUGGGGCCGCGCUGCAUGUCGUGCACAUGUGCCAUCGUGGGUCACUAGGACUUUGGACAAUGCCGGCUGUGCGAGUGCCUUCCCCGACUCGAAUGAGCCAAAACAAGGGAAAUCUUGUCGCACCAAGAGUGCCACCGUCGGAACGAGUGCGGUUUCAUUCUCUUACUGACGGAUUUGAAGCUGCGGAGACAGCGGCUCUGGGCGACGCCACUAGAGAUACUAGAGAUGAAGCGCGUUCAAUGCCACAGAAUCGAGGGUGCCUGACGCACCUGAUUCUUGGACGGGAUGACACUCAGUCGUCUUCAACCUACGAAGUGGUUCGACGAGCUGGAUUGCGUCGGAAACGGCGGCAAGAACUUAAUGACGCAUUGGCAAGAUCGGGAGGAGGCGGAGCAUCAAUUACGAGUACUGCAAGCAGAAAAUCAGAGCUGGCAGGUUAUCGCUACUUAUUGGAUAUCCCGAUCGUCGCUAAAGGGUACUCGGAUGGACUCCUUUGCAUUGGGUUGCUGACCCAGGAGCAUUUACCGAAUGGAGCGGCCAAGGAUUCAGAUUCGCGACUAUCCUGCCAUUCGGGGCGAACCACUGGUACUUCUCAGCCUUCUAUCAGAUUUAUGGUGUUUAGCGGAGGAACAGACGGCGUUCUGCGCGUGAUCGAGCUUGUGCUUUAUCGCUCUGCAACUGCAGAUGCACUGGUUCACCACGAGGCGAAGAUACUACAAAGGUUUCGGAACCACCGAGGUGCCAUCCAGCAGAUCAGUAUAUCUCCAACCAGGACAAGUGGCGCUACUGGUGAUGGGAGAGAUUGGGACUCUAUCUACCCCGACAGACUGGUUGCAACCGUUGGAAUCGACAACAAAGUUGUAAUCUAUGCACCCAAGUAUACCCGUCACCCAUCCACUGGAACUCCCUUUGGUCACUGUGGUGUUAAGUGGGAAUGCGUGCUGGAACUGGCAGAACAUGGUGAUAGAAUCUGCACUCUCGAUUGGCAUCUGGAGCGUGGCUUGCUUUACGUGGAGUGCGAUGAUCGUAUGGUGUAUGUUUGGAGCACUGACACUGGAAUUCUCGAGCGAACGAUGCCUUGUGCGCUACUGUACGGAGGUGGAAAUGCGUCCGGUGACCGAGGUGCUGAAGCUUCGAGCUCUGCUGGUUGCUCUCUUGUCGAGAAUUCCACUCUAUUUAUUGGCAACUCGGUCGUGCAACUUAUCGAGUUCGGUGUGCUUCGAAGCGCGGAGCAGAUGAAGAAGAACUGGAGCAGCUACUACUCUUCUGCAACGGCCAAUUCUGUCGACAGCCUGCAAGCUGCACCAGCCUCCGUGUACAUGACGUGCUCAAUGGAGUUGUUCAUGCUCUCCCUGUUGCUGUCAUGGGGCGCUACGCCUGCUAUUGAUCAAUCGUGCCGAGACAUUUUGGGGAUUGAACCAGCCCAUGCGCUGUACUCUUGCGCUCUGCAAGACUUUGUUUCCGGGGCGCUAACUAUUCCAAUCCCGUGGGCUACGCCGAUUGUAUCGCCGUUGGUUGCCGGUGAAUCCUCAGGAAGUGAGCCAGUCGUGCCUGCUUUUGCCCGUAAUUGGCAGCACUCGUCUGCGCUAUCAGCGAGCAUCGCACUUGGUGUGGUCUCACUUUGCAUGAGUUGCAUGGAAUACAAAUACCCGAGGCCCGGGCUUGGGAGCACGUCUCCGGUAAACAAGGAAGAGUUUCAAGUUCUCUGGAGCCAGCUCAUCACGCAGCACUCGGUCGUACUUCCCGAGUGCGUGGCCCAAUUCCGGGAACCAGCUCUAGAAGAGCUAGCUGCAUUCGGCUUCGACUCCUGCGAGUACACGCAGCUGGCAGCACGUACGCUGUUGAGUGGUGUGAUUAAACGUCUUCCUCCGACCGAACGAAGCAUCUUGUCAGCGGAGUAUUCAGCGAAACUGCAUUGGGAAAUGGUGCGCUUGGAAACGGAGACUGGCAGCUCGUUCCUCGGGACAGUGGGUGGCGUUGGGGCCAGUGGCGGCUCAAGCACUACGUCUCAAGCGAGUAACAGUGGUGCUACAGGUGCAAGCGGCAAUAGCUCCAGUGCUGGCAAUGAAUUAAGCGUCAUGUCGUUCUCUUUGGUGGUGGAGCGACUGGGCUCACUCGUACUAUUGAUGAGCAUGAUCGGGACGUAUUUCCCUGGCGAAAUUUCGCCGGCGGGAGCGCGCGAAGUGUGUGACGUGUUGGUGUACUUGCUGAAGGCGCCAGAGAGGUUCGUGGCGUCCGUGUCUGCAGAGCUGUUGACGAAGGGCUUGAUGCUGUUUAGGCCGCAUCUUGUGGACUUGUCGUCGCUGAUCAUCCAGCUCCUGCUGAUCGACAUGCGCGAGAAGUUGCGCAGUGCAGGCGACGAGGAAGUUCCGAUUGGUCCGGGUGGUUCUCUCGCCAACUUCAACGAGGGUGGGACCGGCGGAAGCAAUGCGGCGAUGAGUUUACUGGUCGAAGUUGGCGCAUGCGAGUCGGCGUUCGUACUGGGUCUGCUACAGCAGGAGAUGCACAACCACGACCGUCCUGCCGGCUUCCACGAGAGCAUCCUGCUCUACAUGAUGGAGCUCAUCAACACGCACUACCUGCUCAUGUGUCGCCACCUCCCGGCCUUCGUGGACACGAUCAUGGCGUGCUUGGACCCGACGAAGCCCGAGCGUCGACGACGCUGCCUGCCACUAAGCACUCGAUGCCUGCACAGCUUGGUACGCCGAUUCCCGAUGGUCGACUUCCACAAGGAGACGCAGCGCUUGGCUCUGGGCACGAUGGAGGCGGUGAUCGUCAUCUAUGACCUGCGCACGGCGACCAAGUGGCGCGUGCUGGACGGCCACGCGUCGGCCGUCUCGGCCGUUCGGUUCCGGUCCGACGGCCAAGUUCUCGUGUCGUACGCCGCCCGCGACGGCAGCGUGCGGUGGUGGAACAGCGGCAACGCCGGGCUGUUCGGCGGCAUGCUCAAGAUGCACCAGUCCUGCCUCAAGGAGCACAAGCUGGCGGCGCUCAAGGUGAGCGCCAACGGCGGAGCGCCAGCGUCCACGGGUGGGGCCAGCGCCGGCCUCAAGCAGAUCAUCCAGACGUGCCGCUUCCACUUCCUCACGCGCAAGGACAGCCCCGGAGACGGCACCGGCAACAGUGGCCACUCGGACCAGCCCAAGCACAUCCUGCGGCUCACGAGAGAAGACGCCAGCCAAGUGCAGUUCCUGCUCUAA